This is a messenger RNA of Drosophila busckii, 1700 nucleotides long. It is a transcript of the gene mrn, whose product is annotated as general transcription factor IIH subunit 4. NCBI's taxonomy places the organism in Eukaryota, Metazoa, Arthropoda, Insecta, Diptera, Drosophilidae. Gene Ontology annotation, cellular component: transcription factor TFIIH holo complex; transcription factor TFIIH core complex. The record is from RefSeq and is a predicted model, not a curated record. Gene Ontology annotation, molecular function: double-stranded DNA binding; ATPase activator activity. Bases 73 to 1554 code for a protein of 493 amino acids. Gene Ontology annotation, biological process: nucleotide-excision repair. The transcript is spliced from 2 exons.
UCUGUCGACAAGGUGUCAUCACUAAUGUUUACAUGUAAACGAAUUCGUUGAUCGAAAUACGGCAAAUCUGCCAUGGCCGAUACUAAGUCUGGUCGUUACAGCAGUAAUGCAAUAUCUCCUCUAGUACAGAGUCCGGAAAAUCUGGAAUGUAAAAACUUUCAAGAUUACCUUCGCACCCGACAAACACCUGAAUCGUUGGAGAAGCUCUACAAUCAUCCACCCAUUUGUUUGGCCGUCUUCCGCGAGCUACCAGAAAUCGCCAGGCAAUUUGUAAUACGCAUUUUAUUUGUGGAUCAGCCAGUGCCUCAAGCUGUAGUGAGCUCAUGGGGCGCACAACGCAUUGCCAAAGAGCAAGAGGAAGCUACCAAUUGUCUGACCGCUUUAAAUGUCUGGCGAGUUACAGCCAUACCAGGCGGCCUGUCUGCGUGGGAGUUAUCACCCACGUUUAAGAAGAGCGUGCGUCAGGUACUUUUGGGCGGUGGAAAACCCUGGGCAAUGUCAAGUACUACAGAGAAGGACUCAAAGCCGCGAGAUAUUGCGUUUUUGGAUUCGUAUGCCAUGUCGCGUUGGCGUUGUGUUCUGCAUUACAUGGUUGGGACAGGUGGCCGGAAUGGUGGCCCUGAUACAGACGCCAUAAGUCCCGACGCUGUGCGCAUUCUUUUGCAUGCUAAUUUGAUGAAGCGCGACGAGCGUGACCAUCAUACCAUUACCAUAACCCGCCAAGGAUUUCAGUUUCUCCUGCUAGAUACACGCGCACAGGUCUGGCAUUUUAUGCUGCAGUAUUUGGAGACGUGCGAGGAGCGGGGCAUUUCACUGCCCGAGUGUUUAUCCAUGCUGUUUCAGCUUAGUUUCUCCACUCUGGGAAGGGACUACAGCUCGGUAGGCAUGAAUAGUCAAAUGUUAACGUUCCUACAGCAUCUGCGGGAAUUCGGACUGGUAUUCCAGCGUAGACGCAAGGAGAACCGAUUUUAUCCGACACGUCUAGCUUUGAAUGUUACUAAUAAAAACGGAGCGGAAGCAUCCACUACAGCCGAUGAGGAGCGUAUGCAGGAAAGGGGAUACAUUGUGGUGGAGACAAACUACCGAGUUUACGCCUACACAGAUUCUCCUCUGCAAGUGGCCGUACUAGGCCUGUUCACUGAGUUGCUAUAUCGUUUUCCCAAUCUGGUUGUUGGUGUGCUUACACGUGACUCUGUGCGCCAGGCAUUACGUGGCGGAAUUACUGCUGAGCAGAUUGUCAGCUAUUUGGAACAGUAUGCUCAUCCCAAUAUGAAACUCGUCGAAUCGGCCAUUCAGUCAAAAUCCUGCCUCCCGCCAACAGUUGUGGACCAAAUUAAGUUGUGGGAGCUAGAACGUAAUCGUUUCACCUACACAGAAGGUGUCGUCUACAAUCAUUUUCUUUCACAAAACGACUUUGUCACGCUGCGAGACUACGCACAGUCCAUACACAUGCUAGUGUGGCAGAACGAGCGCACACGCACCAUGGUAGUGCAGAAGAACGGGCACGACGACGUCAAACGAUACUGGAAGAAGUACUCUAAAAGCGGCGGCUAGCGGACACCUCAUAUACAGAACCUUUAAUUUCUACACUGUAUUUAAUAUACCUCGUUUAAUAUCUAUACUCUAAGCGAACUGCUUUAGAUCACUCAUUCAAGCAAAUGCCUCUGGCCAUGCUCAGUAAUAAAGUUGGUAUACCUCUA